AAGGAAGUAAAGCACGAUGCGGACACGCUAUGGCAACCGCCGGGGAAGCAGGAUAGAAAGUUGCUGCUUUGUCUCAGGGAAAUGAUCUGCAGGAUUCUUUUUCACCAAUGUAACAAAUGAAAACAAUGGGCAGAUGAUAUCAGUUAAACUGCAUUUGGCAGCUAACUGUCAGACAGCAAACAACUACGUAAGCAACUGCAAUCCAAACUGCAAGGAUUUUUACUAUUCCAGGCAUUGAGAAUUAUGUGCAGUGCCUGAGUACUCCGAGUAACUACAGUUUCUAUGUAGAUUUAUAAUAAUGUCUGUUAAUGCCACAGAGAGUGACAUUCCUAGAUUUUUUGUGGGCGGUGAAGAUGGGGAAGAACUUUUGGAUUGUGCCAGAUCUUCCGAUUUUGUCUCCUUCUACGAUCCUGAGGAUGAUGAUGAAGAGUAUGAUUCUCCACCAGAAAGACAGAUCAUGGUUGGAAUAUGUUCUAUGGCAAAAAAAUCAAAAUCAAAACCAAUGAAUGAAAUCCUUGAACGGCUUUCCAUGUUUAAAUAUAUCACAGUGGUGAUAUUUGAAGAAGAUGUCAUUUUGAAUGAAGCGGUAGAAAACUGGCCUUUAUGUGAUUGUCUCAUUUCUUUUCAUUCUAAAGGAUUUCCAUUGGACAAAGCAGUUGCCUAUUCUAAACUCAGGAAUCCAUUUGUUAUUAAUGAUUUGAAUAUGCAGUAUCAUAUACAAGACAGGAGAGAAGUUUAUGGCAUCCUUAAAGAUGAAGGCAUUUUACUUCCUCGUUAUGCAGUCCUAAACAGGGAUCCAAACAAUCCCCAAGAAUGCAAUUUGAUUGAAGGAGAAGAUCAUGUGGAAGUGAAUGGAGAAGUUUUCCAAAAGCCAUUUGUGGAAAAACCAGUUAGUGCAGAGGACCACAACGUGUAUAUUUAUUAUCCAACAUCUGCUGGUGGGGGAAGUCAGAGGCUCUUUCGGAAAAUUGGUAGUAGAAGCAGUGUUUACUCUCCUGAAAGCAACGUGAGAAAAACUGGUUCAUACAUCUAUGAGGAAUUCAUGCCUACAGAUGGUACUGAUGUGAAGGUGUACACUGUAGGUCCAGAUUAUGCACAUGCAGAAGCACGUAAAUCCCCUGCUCUGGAUGGCAAGGUGGAACGGGAUAGUGAAGGCAAAGAAGUGAGGUAUCCAGUGAUACUUAAUGCACGGGAAAAGCUAAUAGCUUGGAAAGUAUGCCUAGCUUUUAAGCAAACAGUUUGUGGAUUUGACUUGUUGCGUGCAAAUGGGCAGUCCUAUGUCUGUGAUGUCAAUGGCUUCAGUUUUGUGAAGAAUUCAAUGAAAUAUUAUGAUGAUUGCGCUAAAAUCCUUGGAAAUAUGGUUAUGAGAGAACUUGCUCCACAAUUUCGGAUCCCUUGGUCUAUACCUUUGGAAGCAGAAGAUAUUCCUAUUGUGCCAACCACCUCAGGAACAAUGAUGGAGCUUAGAUGUGUCAUUGCUGUAAUACGGCAUGGAGAUCGGACACCAAAGCAAAAAAUGAAAAUGGAAGUUAAACACCAAAAAUUUUUUGAUCUUUUUGAAAAAUGCAAUGGAUAUAAAUCUGGGAAGUUAAAGUUGAAGAAACCAAGGCAGCUACAGGAAGUACUUGAUAUUGCAAGACAGCUCUUAAUUGAGCUAGGACAGAAUAAUGACUCUGAAAUAGAAGAAAACAAAUCUAAACUUGAACAGUUAAAGACUGUAUUGGAGAUGUAUGGACAUUUUUCUGGCAUAAAUCGCAAAGUACAACUGACAUAUCUUCCUCAUGGUUGUCCUAAAACAUCUAGUGAAGAAGAAGAUAACCGCAAACAAGAGCCAUCUCUACUCUUAGUUCUCAAAUGGGGAGGAGAAUUGACACCUGCAGGCAGAGUUCAGGCAGAGGAACUAGGAAGAGCUUUCCGAUGUAUGUAUCCAGGUGGACAAGGUGACUAUGCUGGAUUUCCAGGAUGUGGCCUACUUAGAUUGCAUAGUACUUAUCGGCAUGAUCUCAAAAUCUAUGCAUCUGAUGAAGGAAGAGUUCAAAUGACAGCUGCAGCUUUUGCAAAGGGUUUGUUGGCAUUGGAAGGGGAACUCACACCUAUACUUGUGCAGAUGGUCAAAAGUGCUAAUAUGAAUGGUCUAUUGGACAGUGACAGUGACUCUCUUAGCAGUUGUCAACAUCGGGUGAAGGCACGCCUUAAUGAAAUUCUCCAAAGAGAUAGAGACUUUACUUCUGAAGACUAUGAAAAGCUGACACCAUCUGGCAGUGUUUCUCUGAUAAAAUCAAUGCAAGUGAUAAAAAAUCCUAUUAAGACAUGUGAUAAGGUAUAUUCUUUAAUCCAGAGUUUGACGUCUCAAAUCAAACAACGAAUGGAAGAUCCUAAAUUUGCAGAUAUUCAACUUUAUCAUAGUGAAACAUUGGACCUAAUGUUGCGUAGGUGGGCCAAGCUUGAAAAAGACUUUAAAACAAAGAAUGGAAAAUAUGAUAUAAGUAAAAUCCCAGAUAUCUAUGACUGCAUAAAAUAUGAUGUUCAGCAUAAUGUCUCUUUAAAGCUAGAAAAUACAAUGGAAUUAUACAGACUGUCAAAGGCUUUGGCUGACAUUGUGAUCCCUCAGGAAUAUGGUAUUACUGAGGCUGAAAAACUAGAGAUUGCUAAAGGUUACUGCAAUCCACUAUUGAGGAAAAUUCGGUCUGAUCUUCAGAGGACUCAGGAUGAUGAUACUGUUAACAAACUCCAUCCUUUGUAUUCUAGUGGGGUUAUGUCUCCUGAACGUCAUGUCCGAACUAGGCUGUACUUCACCAGUGAGAGUCAUGUCCAUUCUUUGCUUUCAACUCUUCGCUAUGGUUCUUUAUGUGAUGCAUCAAAAGAUGAACAGUGGAAAAGAGCUAUGGAUUAUCUCAAUGUUGUCAGUGAACUCAAUUACAUGACCCAAAUAGUUAUCAUGCUGUAUGAAGAUCCAAAUAAGGAGGUUUCGUCAGAAGAACGCUUCCACGUGGAGUUACAUUUUAGUCCAGGAGCUAAAGGCUGUGAAGAAGAUAAAAACUUACCAUCAGGUUUUGGUUACAGACCUGCUUCACGGGAGAACGAUGAUUCAAAACAAACAUCCCGUAGAAAUGAGAAUGAUGAGGACCCCCAUGCUUAUAAAAGAGAUGAAACUGAUCGUUCAGUAAUGAUGUUCAAGCCAAUGGUGUCAGAUCCAAUUCAUAUACACAGGAAGUCACCCCUUUCAAGACCCAGGAAAAUGGGUUCAGCAGAAGAAGAGAGCCCCCUGAGUGUGUCUAGCCCAGAGUGGCUGCAUUAUACCAGUGGUGUGGGUACUGGGCGUCGAAGACGCAGAUCAGGGGAACAAAUCACUUCUUCCCCUGUCUCCCCUAAAUCAUUGGCUUUCACAUCCAGUAUUUUUGGCUCAUGGCAACAGGCACCAUCAGAAAAUAAUAGUCUUUUUCGACCUCCAAGAACAAUUGUGGAGCAAAAGACCAGUACUAUAGGGUCUCACUGUGCGAGCCUGUUUAGCACCUCAGUGCUCGGGGGGUCUUCAAGUGCACCUAAUCUACAGGAUUAUGCUCGUACUCAUCGUAAAAAGCUGACUUCUUCUGCCUGCAUAGAUGACACCACACGUGGUUCUGCUGUUAAAAGGUUUUCUAUCACAUUUGCUCGACACCCAACCAAUGGCUUUGAAUUAUAUUCCAUGGUGCCUUCAAUUUGUCCUCUAGAAACUCUCCAUAACUCCUUGUCUUUAAAGCAAGUGGAUGAAUUUCUUGCCUCAAUUACAGCCUCAACCUCGUGUGAAAAUUUUCCACAUACAUCUACAGCUUCCUUUCGUUCUCCGUCAUUUAUUGAAUCCAUUACAGAAAGAAAGUGUUCUUUAAAUACAUAUACCCCUGCUAAAAUCCAACCAACAACAUUUGAAGACUUUGCAGGGCGGAGAUCUGUUGAGCGAAGCCCCUCAGAUGCCACUUGCUCUUCAGUUCCUGAUAUUUGACUGUACCAUUAGAAGACAAAAAGGAUUUAAAUAAUACUAGUGUGAUGUUAGUAGUAAAAUGCUUUCUGAAAAGAAACUAAGCACUUCAGUCAAAACUUGAAGGAACACUUCAUUGCCUCUUCUAUAACGAACAAAUCCUUAAAGAAAAAGGCAGUUUUUGAAAUCAUAUUUGCCAUACAGAGUGUGUUUCACUGUAUAUAAAAUAAUUUCUGGAAUGUAUAAGUUGUAUAUUUUCAGGUUGAAGGUGACUUCCUUUCUAAAAUAUAAAAAGCAACAAAGUUUACACUUGUAAUUUUAAGGUACUGAUAUCUUAAAUAUAAAAACUGCACAAAAUAUUUUCAUCAUUGUUGUCUAAAAUAUGCACACAAUGCAAAACCAAAACAGCCUAGCAUAGUAGUUUGUAUUGCAGACAUAGCUAGAAAGGGAGAGAAGACAAGAAAGAUUUUUAAAAGGCCAUUAUUUGGAGAUAGAUUUACAAUAGGCCUUUUAAAAGUUUACAAUAAGCCUUUUUUUCAUUACCAAGAAAUAUUAACAUGGCUCUGGUUAAUGGCUACUUUUCUGAAUACUGAUCCCUAAACUAGAAUUUAGCAACUUUCUGGUACACAUGCAUGUUGUUUGACUUACAGAUGAAAACUGUUUAGGUUCUCGGACUUGGAAAAUGCAAGAAAAAUUGAACAACCUGCUGUAGAAACUAAUACUCUAAAGCUAAUGUGUCAUAUAUUUGGAGUCAUGUAAGGACUAAUAGCAUCUAUAUAAUAUUGUACAAUUGUAUCGUUAAAAGUUAAAUUUGGUUUCAGUUCACAGAUCAGCUUCACUGAAGAUUUAUUCUAACAAAAAGAAAACAUUUUUAAUGCUAAUGUAUUUUAUUUCAAUUAUUUUCUGUCAGCAGCAGUUGUAUAGGGAACAAAACCUUGGUGUUAACUCCAUUCUGUUCAGUCUUUCAUCUGUCAAAUGCAAGGUUUAGACUUUAACCUCUCUCCAUGCUUCAAUUUAAAUAUGGUUUCUGGAAGUAUUGCAUCCUUUUCUAUUAUAUUGGGGUACCUCUAGUGAGAUUUCUUAGCUAAAGUUGCACUGUCCAAACCUGUGCUCAGUCUUGGUAUUGAAGUACCUCUUUCCUAUUUGAAUAUGAGGCAUUUUGGGAGUCAGUCAUGGGCAAUAUAUACAUGAUUUACCACAUUGUUUGUUUACAUCAGUAUCUAGAAUUUGUACAAGUUUAUUCUAACCUAUGCUUUAGUAUAGGGCAUGAAUUAAUUUUGAUUACAUUAUUUAUGAAUUUAUUUCUUGUUUACAUACUCUCCAAAGGUUCUUUUUUUAAAAAAAAUAUUUGCAACACAGGUUUCUGCAGAAUACUGUUUAAAGUAUAUUCCUAUAAAAGGUUAACAGGGCUUUAGAAAAGCAGAAACAGCUGGUCUGUUUACAUUCAUGAUUGUAAUUUUAUAUAUCUGUACAUGCUGUCAUUUGUUGUAUUUUCAAAUGAAAAGAAGUUGCAACAGAACCAAUUCUAUGAAAUUAACUGUUUCAUCACUGAAUGUAUGGGCAUAACCCCAUAUAGAAAAUAGGCAUUAUCACCGAUCUUUUAAUCAUGCCUACUUGUGGACAAUGUUUAAAGAUAAUAAUCAGCAUUAUCAGAUCUCCCAAAAACUGGAACUGUGGUUUUUUAAAAAAUUCAGGUUUGUCAACAUCUAUAUAUUAAUUGUCUUUUGACUUACCUUAUGUAUCCUGUUCAGUUAUUGAAUGGUUAAUAUAUUUUCAGUCUUUGCAGUAACUCUGUAAUUUAUGAAUGGCAAUAUUUUCCUUUAUGCUGCAAGAGGCCUGGAUUCAGUGCCUUUAUAAGAAUAAAAAUACUUCUCAUUCAGUAAUUUUCCAUAAAAGUGUAAUUGCUUAUAAAGCUUGCCAUGGCAUUGCUGUGCAUAUUAUAUGGGAUUAUAUAAGCAAUUAUUAAGAUACCAAAUAUAUGAUGGGUUCACAAUUCUCAUUGCAUUCAUCUUCUAAAAUACAAGUUUUUAAUAUGGACAAUGUUUGUCUUGCUCACCUAUGAAUGUAUAUGUUAUAUCUUUUUUCUAUACAAAAUGUUGUUUAAUUAUGUGUUAACAUUCCAGUCAACCAAAGCAUUGGCAUAAAAAUUGAACGUGCUCUUGAAUAAAAGAGAGUCUGCAAAAAAGCAGCAUCCAUUC
Molecule: messenger RNA, 6153 nt
Organism: Protobothrops mucrosquamatus (brown spotted pit viper)
Lineage: Eukaryota; Metazoa; Chordata; Lepidosauria; Squamata; Viperidae
Gene: PPIP5K2
Product: diphosphoinositol pentakisphosphate kinase 2
Exons: 31
Coding region: 299-3979 (1226 amino acids)
Biological process (GO): inositol phosphate biosynthetic process; inositol metabolic process
Cellular component (GO): cytosol
Molecular function (GO): diphosphoinositol pentakisphosphate kinase activity; inositol hexakisphosphate kinase activity; 5-diphosphoinositol pentakisphosphate 1-kinase activity
Source: RefSeq, a predicted model, not a curated record